Molecule: messenger RNA, 1442 nt
Organism: Aegilops tauschii subsp. strangulata
Lineage: Eukaryota; Viridiplantae; Streptophyta; Magnoliopsida; Poales; Poaceae
Molecular function (GO): protein binding
Source: RefSeq, a predicted model, not a curated record
CUCCACAGUCCACACCGGCCGACCAUGCCGCAGCUGCCGGACGAGCUCGUGGAGGAGAUCUUCCUCCGCCUCCCCAAGGACGAGCCCGCGGCGCUCGUGCGGGCUUCCCUCGCCAGCAAGCCCUGGCUCGCCCUGCUCACCGGCCCCGCCUUCCGCGGCCGCUACCGCGAGUUCCACGACGCUCCCCCAAUGCUGGGCUUCCUCUACAGCCGGGCCGACGGCUCCGGCCACAAGGGAGACCCCGCCCCACGCCUCGUCUCCACCUCCAAGUUCGGCGCGCGCAUUCCGGACUUCGCCAGUACGGACCCGGACUUUGAUUUGAUUGCGUGGGACUGCCGCCAUGGCCGGGUUCUCCUCGGGGAUGCGUAUUUCUCUCCUAGGCUGCUCGUGGUUUGGGACGCCAUGACGGGCUGCACUCGGCAGCUGGUGGGGCUCGAAUAUUUCAACGAGAUCGCGGUGCUCUGCGCGGUGAGCGGCUGUGACCACCGCUCGUGUCACGCCGGUCCCUUCAAGAUGGUCGGCGUUGUCGUGAACAUUAGUGUAGAUGGUGGUUGUGUUGCACGCGUGUACGUGUCGUCGCCGGACAUGGGUGACUCUGACGAGUGGAAGGAGCCGUGCCCUGGUCUUGAUGUUGCAGCGGAUGCAUUAUUCAUCUAUGAUAUACCCGCUGUCCUCCUCCACGACGCACCCCACUUCAUACUUGGGUACCACGAUGAUAAUGAUCGUGUGGGAAUUCUCAAGUACAGCUUGACCUCUGAUUCUUUAUCAUUGAUUGAUGUGCCGUUUGCCGCUCAUGCCGAUAUCCUCAUGGCGAUGAAGGAUGGCAGUCUGGGGCUUGCACAUGUGGACAGCAGGUUAACCCUCUACGUGUGGUCCAGACAAAUAGAUUCCAACGGAGUUGCGUCAUGGACUCAUGGUAGAGUCGUGGAUCUCAAGAACCUUAUCCCUAUUAAAAAUACCAAGAGAAGACCUAUACCGAUUGGAUCUGUGGAGGGCAGAGAUAUCAUUUUCGUGAAGACGGAUCUUGGCGUCUACGAGAUUGAUCUCAAGAAACUAGAGUGGAAGGAGCGGAUGAAGGGGGAAGACGUCUAUUCUUUGAUUCCGUACAUGAGCUUGUACAAUCCGCCAGAAAGGAUGAUCCCUGGUGAUGCGUCACGUUGAGAAUGUGCGGUUGAGUAUGCAGGAUGCUACUACUCAUCAACAAGAAACAUGACAACUUGGAGGCAUUACUUAGUAGACUUUCGGUGCAGUGGUGCCUGCGUGCUUUCUUAUAUUAGUGUUGGCUUUUGUCUGUUAGUUUGACAGUUUCUCCGUGUCUGUGGUGCGUAAGUGGGUGAAUGGAUUAUCUUGUAGCAAACCUUUAAUUUCUUGCAUGCAUGUGAACAGUUAUUACAUUUAUGCAUCUGCAAAGAGUGGCUUAGUUCUACAAUUUGCUAUCCCAA